GCUACAUUCAGGCCAGUAUUUGGGAGUGAGUCAUAGUCCUCUCAGAAUGUAAAGCCUUCCUAGUAACUACGUGCUCAUGAAAGGGGCGUGGGGCACAGAGAACACGGGUCCUGCUCUUCAAGUCCUGAAAUUGGACCUGGUUUCUGCGUUGCUGCAGCCAGCGCUCUUGAACGUGCAGAGCUGCCUGAGUCGGGACAGAGGAUAGAGUGUUCUGCUUGGCAGGGGAGAGAGGGUCAUUGUCCUGGACCAAGGCCUCCCGCAGCACUCGGGACAGAAGCUUGACUCGGUUAACAAUUGGCAGUGCCCAUCACAUGCCACGCUGAGCUUGUGGGGGAGGCCCCGCCUGGCCUGCUCAUGUCAGGGGUUCAUGGGAGUGUUAUGAGAACACUUGCUCCUGUGAAAUUGCUGUCAAAGACACAUAAGUGUUCCUUCCUCAGCCUAGUGCCACAUGAUCUGUCCUAGGAAACUAGCAUUCUUUGCUUAGUCUCUCAGCUGCAUGACCUUCCCCGUUGCCUCUGAUUGGGCCGCAGGAGGCUCCGGGCGGAGCUGUGCCUGCUUUCCGAUCUCUAAGUGAAAUAUCCAGGUGCCGUGGACUUGGAGAAAGUGGCCAAUGUGAUUGUGGACCAUUCCCUGCAGGACCGCGUGUUCAGCAAGGAAGCAGGACGCAUGUGCUAUGCCAUUAUUCAGGUUGGGGAGCGUUGGUGGAGAAGAGGGGAGACACUUGGCUUCAGGCGUGGGCAGAGAUGCGAAGGACUUCCCUCAGAGGCAGAGAGAGCAGAGAGCAAGCAAGCAGGCCAGAGUGUCUUCCGGCGUGGACUCCUCAACCGGCUGCAGCAGGAGUACCAGGCUCGGGAGCAGCUGCGCGCCCGCUCCCCGCAGGGCUGGGUCUGCUAUGUCACCUUUAUCUGCAACAUCUUUGACUACUUGAGGGUGAACAACAUGCCCAUGAUGGCCCUGGUGAACCCCGUCUAUGACUGCCUCUUCCGGCUGGCCCAGCCCGACAGUCUGAGCGAGGAGGAGGAGGUGGACUGCCUGGUGCUGCAGCUGCACCGAGUUGGGGAGCAGCUGGAGAAGAUGAACAGGCAGCGAAUGGAUGAGCUCUUUGUCCUGAUCCGGGAUGGCUUCCUGCUCCCGACCAGCCUCAGCUCCCUGGCCCAGCUGCUGCUGCUGGAGAUCAUCGAGUUCCGGGCAGCUGGCUGGAAGACGACCCCAGCUGCCCACAAGUAUUACUACAGCGAGGUCUCUGACUAGGCCUCCAGAUCAGGCUUCCCUCCCAGCAGCACUGGCCUUGCUUCUACCCACCUCCCACCUGGCAGCACAGUCUUUGCCUCUCCAAAGACUUUCCCUUCCAGCCUUUCAGCAGCUCCCAAGAAGUUUCCCACUUAUCCAGGGGUUCUGCCCUGAGCAUCUCCUCCUCCUGCAGGGGUUGGGGAAAACACUACACAGACCUGCCCCCUCCUCCCCUCCCCUCAGUCUCUCCCAUACCUCCCACCUGGCCCGGGAAGAGAAGGGCAACUCCUAACAACCACUGCACUGUGUAACCACUGGCACCUCAGUUUCCCAUCUGUAAAAUGGGUACCCAUCGCCACUGGUAGGAUGCUUUGGAAUGUCAAGGGGGAAAGGCGCAGAGCACAAGUCACACAGAAACUUUUAUACGUUUUGUAUAAGGACCACUUUGGAAACAGGCGUAUUUCCUCAGUCAGUUUUCAUGGGUGGCAGUACUGUAUCACAUGCUACACAGUUCAGGGUGAGAAUUUCCUAAUAAAGCUUUCGGAUACUAAAA
This is a messenger RNA of Myotis lucifugus (little brown bat), 1783 nucleotides long. It is a transcript of the gene MIF4GD, whose product is annotated as MIF4G domain containing. The transcript is spliced from 5 exons. Gene Ontology annotation, cellular component: cytosol. The coding region runs from base 667 to 1251 and encodes 194 amino acids. Gene Ontology annotation, molecular function: RNA binding; translation activator activity; protein binding. Gene Ontology annotation, biological process: regulation of translational initiation. The record is from RefSeq and is a predicted model, not a curated record. NCBI's taxonomy places the organism in Eukaryota, Metazoa, Chordata, Mammalia, Chiroptera, Vespertilionidae.